Fusarium pseudograminearum CS3096 is the source of this 1425-nucleotide messenger RNA. RefSeq lists its product as uncharacterized. The record is from RefSeq and is a predicted model, not a curated record. Gene Ontology annotation, cellular component: vacuolar membrane. NCBI's taxonomy places the organism in Eukaryota, Fungi, Ascomycota, Sordariomycetes, Hypocreales, Nectriaceae. The coding region runs from base 1 to 1425 and encodes 474 amino acids. The transcript is spliced from 3 exons. Gene Ontology annotation, molecular function: amino acid transmembrane transporter activity. Gene Ontology annotation, biological process: amino acid transmembrane transport.
AUGUCGCACCAACACGAAAACAACCUCACCGAGAAGGAUCUGAAGCGCGACUUGGAGAAUGAGCCUGGUCUGAACAACACUCCUUCCAUCGCUGGAGCCCAAGUUCACGAUGAUGUCUUUGGUGAUAUCACCGAUGAAGGUCCCAACUACCGAGCUGUCGGAUGGAUUGGCACCGUCGCUCUCAUGAUGAAGACCCAGAUCGGUCUUGGUGUUCUGUCCAUCCCAGCUGUCUUUGACGUCCUAGGAAUCGUCCCCGGUAUCAUCUGCCUCAUCGUUAUCGCCGCAAUCACAACUUGGUCCGGCUACAUGGUCGGUGUCUUCAAGCGCAACCAUCCUCAAGUAUACGGUAUCGACGACGCGGGCCACCUCAUCUUUGGUCGCAUUGGACGCGAAAUCUUUGGUGUUGCCUUUUGCUUGUACUGGAUCUUCGUCGGAGGUUCCGGUAUGCUCGGUCUUUCCAUCGGUCUCAACGCUGUCUCUGUCCACGGUACCUGCACAGCAGUCUUUGUCGCUGUCGCAGCCAUCUGCGGUUUUCUUCUCGCCAGUGUCCGUACUCUUGGCCGCAUCAGCAUGCUCGCCUGGCUCGGUCUCGUCUGCAUCUUGACUGCCAUCUUCACCGUCACCAUCGCCGUCGGUGUCCAGGACCGUCCUUCCGAUGCGCCCAAGGGCGGCGAGUGGAAGUCCGACUGGAAGGUCGUUGGCAACCCCUCCUUCACCCAGGCCAUCUCGUCCAUCGCGUCUCUCAUCUUUGCCUAUGCUGGUACACCUGGUUUCUUCUCUAUCGCUGCUGAGAUGAAGAACCCUGCUCAGUAUACCCGUUCUCUGAUUGUGUGCCAGAGUGGUGUCACUCUCACUUACCUCGUCAUCGGUAUCGUUGUGUACCUGUACUGUGGAUCUUACGUCGCUUCUCCCGCUCUCGGUUCAGCCGGUCCCUUGAUCAAGCGCAUCGCCUACGGUAUUUCUCUGCCUGGUCUUUUGGCCACAACCGUCCUGGUCAUUCACUUUGCCGCCAAGUACGUCUUUGUUCGUCUUCUCCGAGGAACCAAGCAUCUCGCUUCCAACAGCGCUGUCCACUGGGGAACAUGGAUCGCCUGCACUCUCACCACCACCGUCAUCGCCUACCUCAUCGCCUCCGGUAUUCCCGUCUUUGGUGGCCUUGUGUCUCUUGUCGGUGCCCUUUUGGGUACGCUGAUGUCCUUCCAGCUCUACGGAUGCAUGUGGCUCUAUGACAACUACGCCAAGGGCAAGCGUGACCCCACCACCAAGUGGUACCUCAUGGUUGCUUUCAGCAUCUUUGUUAUUGUUUCUGGAACCUUCUUGAUGAUUGGUGGUACCUAUGGAUCUAUUGUUAGUAUCAUGGACUCGUACAAGAAGGAUGGCGGCUCCUCCGCUUUCUCUUGUGCUGACAACUCCAAUUCCACUUGA